Messenger RNA from Lucilia sericata (common green bottle fly), 2945 nucleotides. It is a transcript of the gene Pal1, whose product is annotated as peptidyl-alpha-hydroxyglycine alpha-amidating lyase 1. The record is from RefSeq and is a predicted model, not a curated record. Gene Ontology annotation, molecular function: protein binding; catalytic activity. Gene Ontology annotation, cellular component: membrane; extracellular region. Lineage: Eukaryota; Metazoa; Arthropoda; Insecta; Diptera; Calliphoridae. The coding region runs from base 275 to 1987 and encodes 570 amino acids. The transcript has 6 exons. Gene Ontology annotation, biological process: peptide metabolic process.
UGGAUGGCAGUCGUGAAUUAAGCUGCCUUGAUGGCAGACAUGAAAAAAUAAAAGCGUUUAUUGUUUUCGCAAAGUAUUUAACAUAAUUUUAAUAGAAAACAAUAAAUAGAUCUAUAUAAAUUAUGAAAAUAAAACUCAUAAAUAAUAUUACAAAUGUGUUUUAAACAAUAAUACAAAAAUAAUUAAGUGUUUAGUGUACUACUCUAAAAAAAAGAAAUUUUACAUUCUAUUUUUCACCAAAAUAAAACAAAAGCAGAAAAAAAAAUAUACAAAAAUGCGUUUAAGUAUACAGCAGCAACUAAUCGGACCUUGGUUGAUUGUCUUGACGCUUUUUAUAAUUGAAUCAGCAACAGAUGAGAAACUUAGUUUACAACGUUAUUUUCCGCUUGUAACCGAAGAACAAAUGCUCAACAAUGAUAAUCGUUUUAAACAGAUUAUGCAGGGCAGCAGCAGUUCAUCGUCAGAUGCAAUUUGGCCGGAUAAGCAUAAAUUUGAAAAGGUCGAUGUUAAAAAAGAAAUCAAUAAAUUGAAUAUCACAUAUGUUUAUCAAUCGUCAUGGCCUGAAAUGAGUGUUAAAUUGGGUUCUGUUACCGCUGUUAGUUUUGAUAAGGCUGGCAAUGUUGUAAUCUUUCAUCGUUGUGAUCGUGUUUGGGAACAAGAUACAUUUUCAAGAAAUAAUGUUUUUACCAAACGCAAUAAGGGAGCUAUACGUGAUAGCACUGUUUUGGCCUUGGAUAGAGAAACUGGCAAAUUGGUUUAUGAUUGGGGUAAAAAUUUGUUCUAUAUGCCUCAUGGCCUAACAAUCGAUCACGAGGAUAAUGUUUGGAUAACUGAUGUAGCUCUACAUCAAGUCUUCAAAUUUGGUCCCCGAGGCUCCAACGAUAAACCACUUAUGACUUUGGGUACAGCAUUCACACCCGGUGCUGGUGAAACAAAAUUCUGUAAACCAACAUCAGUGGCAGUUUUAGAAAAUGGAGACUUCUUUGUAGCGGAUGGUUAUUGUAAUGCACGAAUACUAAAAUAUACUAAACAAGGAGAGAAAAUCUUACACUGGGGACAAAAUACAUUUUCUGGUGUUUCCUUUGGUGUGGCACCACAAAAUUUCUUUGCCAUACCGCAUGCUUUAACACUGGUGCCCGAACAGGAAUUAAUUUGUGCAGCAGAUCGGGAAAAUGGACGAGUUCAGUGUUUCUAUUGGUCCAAUGGUACAUUCCACUCGCAAUAUCAUUCACAGAUUAUAGGAGAUCGUUUGUUUAGUAUGGAUUAUACCCCAGCACACGGUGGUCAAUUUGUUAUAGUAAAUGGACCCACUGCUGAAUUGGGUUUAAAAACUGAACAAUACAAUGAGGUGCGUGGUUAUGUGAUGGAAUUUACUACCAAGAAAGUAACAGGCAAAUUUGGACCAAACGAUAUGGAAUUUUCUAAUCCUCAUGAUGUGGCUGUCUCAAAAGAUGGCAAUGAGGUAUAUGUAGCCGAACUAAAUCCCAUGCGUAUACAUAAGUUUUUGCACAAAUCUAUGGUCAAAUCUAUACCCCUAUCGGCUGCCAAACCUACCGCCAAUGUUGAAAUAGAAAUUAGUAAGGAAAAAUCCUCUAAUCUACCAGCAACAGCACAAAAAGCUCAUAUUUUAAGUGUGACUGACUCUGCAUCUGAUCCCUCGGUGGUAUUGGAAAUUUCUAGUGAAUCUCAUCAUAGACCCGGUGCAACAGCGAUUUUGGUGGCUUCUCUAAUGUUACUAUUUGCAUUUCUAACAUUCGGUUUAGCUUUGCUAAUAGCCCGACGACGUAAACGAGGUUGCAUGCCAUUUGGUUCGAAUAAUCGACGUCAUGCCUGGGAUUUUCCCUCAAAACCAGAUGGCUUUAAACUGGGUGGUCUUCUACUAGAGCGCAAUAAACGCAGUGGUUUUGAAAAACUUGAUCAAAACGCUAGUGAUGAGGAAACGGAAACGGCUACUAAUAAUACUUUAACAAGUGCACAAUUUGCUUAGUUUUUUUGGUUUAUUCAAAAAAAAAGUCAUAAAACAUCAUAUUUAUAUCUAAAAACAAUAACUAAUUAAAAUCAAAUGAACCUCUAACUCGCUCCAAUUUAUUGAAAGAAAAAGGAAUUUAUUUUUUGAAACGUUUUCUUAAUAAUUUUUAUUUUAUUGAGCUAAAAAUUAAGUUCGGUUAAUAUAAUUUUAAAAAUUUAUUUUCUCUAGGUGUUUUGUAAUGCAUAAUAAUAUAAUAAUUUGUAAUUAACAAUGUAAACGAAAAUUCAAUUAUUUAUUAUUGUACUGUGUAGAAUUUAAGACUUAUUGUAUGUAUAUUUUAGUGAAGCAAAAUAAUUUAUAUAAGUACGAUUCUUGUAGUAGUAAAUUAUAUAUUGAAAUUAUCUGGUUAAGGACCAAGAAAAAAAAAACAGAAUGGAAUACUUUUAGAACAUUUUUUAAAUAUUUUGAUUUCUGAGAGAACAAAUAAUUAUUAAUGAUUUUCUUCCUUAUUGAUAAAGUUGGAUUAAGAUAGACUUUUAAAUUUCCAUAUUAAGUUCAGUGACAGGUUUUACACAUUCAUGAUCUAACUGCUAAGAAAAGCUGAGACCAAAUUACCCUCUUCUACAUUAAUCGCAAUCUCAAUUUCGGCUAAACUGCCGCAUUUGUUAACGAAUCUCUUAUGCUUCGUAGUUUUGAAUCUCUGGAUCAAUAUAGAAUAAAAGAAUUAAUGAAUUUUACUUUUAUCACAAUCGACAUACGAUUUUAUGAAAUUUAUCCUAAUUGAGUUUGAGGAAUAUGGUUGAAAACCAAAUCUAAACACCUAUUCCAUAUUUAAUUUUCUCUUAAAAAUCAAAAUACUUUUGCCAUUCCAAUUGCUUGUAUCCUAUCAAAUUUUCCAUUUUAAAAGACGACUUUGUUUUAAUUAAAUGUUUUAAUUGUAUUUACCGCUAAAGUACUGAAGGAAUUCUAAUACUAA